UUCCUUGUGUUUGUAAACGAGCCAAUAACUGGUUAUCUAUUGCUUGAACUUUUGUUUUGUUUUCAUCUAUUUUUUCAAGCUUCAAUCAUAACCCAUUAUAAAAUAGUAGCAUGUUUUCGUGUAAGAAUUUCCACAGUACACACCUACCAACGACUUUGAAGUUUCUUCUAAAUGCCUGCCUUAGAUUCCACAUUAUUACUCUUCUCUUCUCUCCUCUUCAUUCUUUUCAAAUCCCCAUAACCAAAUGAUCCUUCCAAUCUCCUUCCAUUACCUUAAGCCUCAACUAUGUUUUAUUACCACAAUCUUCUUUUUGGCUACCACUGUUCUAUCUUCUAAUCCAAAAUUUAAGGCCUGCACACCAAAAAGUUGUGGAAAUGGCCCAUCCAUUAGGUAUCCUUUCUGGAUUUCUUAUGAACAGGAAUCAUUUUGCGGCUAUCCCCACUUUGAGAUCACUUGCAUGGACGAAAAUCCAAUUCUCAGAACUCCUAGUUAUGAUUUUCUAGUGAAAGAUAUAUCUUAUUCUAACUCCUCUUUUACUGUGGCCAACAUGGCUGCCUAUGAGGACAAUUGUCCUGUUCCCUUAUAUAAUUACACCUUUCAUCAAACUCCUUUUACCUACAGUUCAGAAAAUUGGAAUCUCUCUUUCUUCUACAACUGUACCACAGAACCCAUAGAUUACCCCACUUACAAAGUAGAUUGUGCUUGAAAUGCUUCACAUUAUUCUUUUGCGGUUUUUCAUAGGGAGGCACUAGAGAACAAAAACUAUUCCUUGAAUGAGUGUCAGUUUAUGGUUAAUGCGCCAUUUAGCAUGAAUGCUUCUGUUAAUUUCACUGGCUCAUUGAGAAUGAAUUACAUUGAGAUUUUGAAGAUGGGGUUUCUUUUGAAUUGGACUGCACCUGAUUGCGAGUACUGUGAGAAAAGUGGUGGACGUUGUGGAUUUGAUGGCAAUCAGUUUCUCUGUUUCUGCAAGGAUAAGUCCUACUUAAAAAGUUGUGGUAGUGGUAAUAAUAUAUUUCGAAAUACUCUGAUCAUUUUUUUGGCUGUUCAUUCAGAUCUCUGUGGCGCUUCUGCUCCUUUCAUGUUUUAUUUCCCCAUUCCCUCUUUUGGGUGCAGACGCAAUUUCAAUUCUACAAUGCCAUUCCAAAUAAGGAAUCGGGACCAAAAGAGGAUAAUAAUUAUUUUAGGUCUUGCAAGUGCAGCAAUGGGAAUGUUUAUGAUAUGCCUCAUAAUAAACUGUAGAAAAUGUAUGUCAUCAAUAAGAAAGGUAAAAUUUCGGAUGACUAAUGAGAAAGAUAUUGAAGUAUUUUUGAAAGAUCAUGGAACUCUUGGACAAAAGAAAUACAAAUUUUCAGAAGUCAAGAAAAUGACCAACAACUUCACACUUAAACUGGGUGAAGGUGGGUUUGGUGUUGUGUACAAAGGAGAGUUAUGCAAUGGUUACCGUGUGGCUGUAAAGAUAUUAAGGGCAUCCAAAGGAAAUGGAAAAGACUUUAUGAAUGAGGUUGCCAGCAUCAGUAGAACUUCUCAUGUUAAUAUUGUCCAACUUAUUGGAUUCUGUUUGGAAGGAAAGAAGAAAGCCCUUAUUUAUGAAUUCAUGCCUAAUGGUUCCCUCGACAAGUUUAUCGGUAAUAAGGGACUAGAAAGCACUCCAUCUUUGAGUUGGGAUAAUCUGUUGCAAAUUGCAAAAGGGAUAGCCAGAGGAUUAGAGUACUUGCACAAGGGAUGCAACACUCGUAUUUUACAUUUUGACAUAAAACCACACAACAUUCUUUUAGACGAGAACUUUUGUCCCAAGAUAUCAGAUUUUGGGCUUGCAAAACUUUGUCCUGGUAAAGAGAGCACUAUUUCCGUUUCAGAUGCCAGAGGAACAAUAGGAUAUGUAGCUCCAGAAAUAUGCAACAAGCAUUUCGGUGGAGUUUCACAAAAAUCUGAUGUGUAUAGCUAUGGAAUGAUGCUGCUAGAAAUAGUGGGAGUGAGGAACAAUGUUAAUGGAGAAGCCACUCAAACAAGUGAAUACUUCCCGGAUUGGAUAUACCGGAAGCUUGAGCAAGAGAAUGAAUUGAGAAGUGAUGGUGUGAUAGGCACAGAAGAAAAAGAGAUAGAAAGGAGAAUGAUUGCGGUUAGUUUGUGGUGCAUUCAAACGUUUCCAAAGGAUAGACCAACUAUGAGUAAAGUAAUAGAUAUGUUAGAAGGCAACAUAAAUUCUGAAGAAAUACCCCCAAAACCUGUUCUUUCUUCUCCCACAACUACAUUGGUGGCAGAAUGGACCACUAGUUCUUUGCAGUCUGGCAUAAGCGUGUGCGCCAUUUCUGUGAACAGAUUCUACCGUCAAUGUAACUGUGGCAACCCAUCAUACCUGCUCAGAUGCUAGAGGAAAAAUGGUGUAUUGAUGAAGGAUUGACCCCAACCAAAGAUGGAGGCACAUGCUUAAGAAGACUAAGCAUGUUUAGAAAGGA
Messenger RNA from Vigna unguiculata (cowpea), 2456 nucleotides. RefSeq names its product LEAF RUST 10 DISEASE-RESISTANCE LOCUS RECEPTOR-LIKE PROTEIN KINASE-like 2.3. Lineage: Eukaryota; Viridiplantae; Streptophyta; Magnoliopsida; Fabales; Fabaceae. Gene Ontology annotation, molecular function: ATP binding; protein kinase activity. The record is from RefSeq and is a predicted model, not a curated record. Gene Ontology annotation, biological process: protein phosphorylation.